Messenger RNA from Bactrocera tryoni, 1704 nucleotides. Its product is annotated as carboxypeptidase B. Gene Ontology annotation, molecular function: metallocarboxypeptidase activity; zinc ion binding. The transcript is spliced from 7 exons. Bases 1 to 1704 code for a protein of 567 amino acids. Gene Ontology annotation, biological process: proteolysis. The record is from RefSeq and is a predicted model, not a curated record. NCBI's taxonomy places the organism in Eukaryota, Metazoa, Arthropoda, Insecta, Diptera, Tephritidae.
AUGCUAGAGUUGCCAGUCGAUGUGAAUGAAGUGCCCGUUAAUUUGGUGGAAAUACCGCGCACGAACAUCCUGGCGCAUAUUCCAUUCUUUCGCAACUUUCUACGCGCAGUGCGUCCGAAUGCGCACGUCGGCCGAAAAUCCGAUUAUCGCAGUGAGUUCGAUGAGAACUAUAUCAACUAUCACGGCGCUCAGUUGUGGAAGGUCAUAUUUAAUGCAACGCGCAAACGCAGCAGCGACAACAAACGCACGGAAAUGAUGCAGACUUUUGUGGAGAAAUUCGAUUUGCGCUUAAUCGGUCUUCGAACCGAGUUUAUUUGGUCAGUAGUCGAAAACGCCGCGUGCACGUUGGAACUUAUACCCGGUUUUCCAUCCGCGCUCAUUUCGAGUGAUGAAUUGUAUGAGAAUACAGUGGAGAGUUUACAGUGGCUGGUGCCGAUGGACAUACGACAACUUAACAUUUUCUCACCGCAAUCUUCGUAUCAGAUUAACUUGCGAUAUCGCAAUAGUAGCUCGGUGAAGCGCUAUCCCGGUUAUCAGUUAUGGAAGAUACAUGAAAACAAUAUUGAAAAUAAAGUGCUCAGAACGUUUUGGCGACUUUUCGGCACUGAGGUAUGGAAUAUAAAUCAAGAUGGCAUCGAUGUCUUAAUUGACUAUAAGAAUACGGCUAAAGCCAAAGAGUUCAUAGCGAAAACAGAUUUCACCUACAAUAUAAUGAUCGACGAUAUUGAAACGGCGAUCGAUGAGACUUAUACGGAAGUGAAUAACAGCAAUGCAAACAUGCCGUGGUUAGAUAGAGACAGCACAAUAUUGAAUUGGAAUCGUUACCACGAUAUUGGUGAUAUACAGCAGUUUUUGCAGCACAUUUUGGAAACAUAUCCAGAUUUGGCGGAGAUAGUGCAAAUCGGUGUGACGCACCACAAACGACCGUUGGAAGUGCUGCGCAUCUCCAAUGGCAACCCCAAGAACUGGGCUAUCUUCAUUGACGCCGGCAUGCAGGCACGCGAUUGGCUGAGUCCCGCCGCGCUUACACUCGCCAUUUCGAAGCUAACUUGGCUGUGGGACAAGGAGCCGUCGGUUAUGCAUAACAUAGAUUGGUACUUCUUGCCCGUGGCGAACCCGGAUGGUUAUCAGUACGCACGCAUCACCGAUCGUCUGUGGACGAAGAACCGCUACUUCGACAGUCAAACCGGUUGUUAUGGCGUCAAUUUGAAUCGCAACUACGACUAUCAGUGGGGUGGUGCGGGUUCAUCCGAAAAUCCCUGCAAGAACCUGUUCAGAGGUCCGAAAAAAUUCUCCGAACCGGAAACGAAGGCGAUACGUACCUUCAUGCAUAAUAUGCGUGAGUUUCUGGGCGCAUACGUUUCGUUCGGCGCCUAUGGCCAGGCAAUCGCCUAUCCGUGGGGUGAUGCGGACUACGUGACGGACAACCAGCGCAAGCUGCACAAUGUAGCGCGACGUGCAAUGUUGAACUUUCGCAAAUUGAAUCAAGCCGAGUACCGUGUGGGCACCAGCUAUCGACUGAAAUUGGCACGCGCCGGCAACUCGGCCGACUGGGUGCAGCAACGCGUUAAUCCCCAAUACGUUUACAAUGUAUUUCUGAAGGACCAAGGGCGCUAUGGGUACUUGAUGCCGCCGCAUUACAUUGUCGAAUCGGGCGAGGAGGUUUACGAAUUUAUGAAGACAAUAGCGGCGGCGCUGAAUUGA